Messenger RNA from Pieris macdunnoughi, 498 nucleotides. The record is from the annotation of a GenBank genome assembly. NCBI's taxonomy places the organism in Eukaryota, Metazoa, Arthropoda, Insecta, Lepidoptera, Pieridae.
AUGGCACUCAAUCCGCAAUACGAUGCUAUAGGAAAAGGUUUUGUACAGCAAUAUUACACUUUGUUUGACGAUCCGGCACAACGAGCAAACCUGGCUAAUAUGUACAAUGUUGAAUCAUCAUUUAUGACUUUUGAAGGUGUCCAACUUCAAGGUGCUGUUAAAAUAAUGGAGAAGUUGAAUGCUUUAACCUUUCAAAAAAUUGGUAGAAUAAUAACAUCUGUAGAUUCACAACCAAUGUUUGAUGGUGGUGUUUUAAUUAAUGUGCUCGGCAGAUUGCAGACAGAUGACGAUGCUCCUCAUGGAUAUUUCCAAACAUUUGUAUUGAAGCCAAUAGGAAAUUCUUUUUAUGUUGAACAUGAUAUGUUCAGACUGGCUCUUCACAAUUGUGAUGAUGACCCACCCCACCCAUAUGUGCAAACAUUUGUCUUAAAGCCACUUGGGGACUCAUUCUUUGUUCAGCAUGAUUUAUUCCGUCUCGGUAUCCAUGACAUUGCUUAA